Messenger RNA from Gasterosteus aculeatus aculeatus (three-spined stickleback), 2256 nucleotides. RefSeq names its product rhodopsin kinase GRK1. NCBI's taxonomy places the organism in Eukaryota, Metazoa, Chordata, Actinopteri, Perciformes, Gasterosteidae. Gene Ontology annotation, molecular function: ATP binding; rhodopsin kinase activity. Gene Ontology annotation, cellular component: cytoplasm. Gene Ontology annotation, biological process: signal transduction; protein phosphorylation; regulation of signal transduction. The record is from RefSeq and is a predicted model, not a curated record.
CUCUGUGUGCUGGGAUCUAGUUGAGAUAAGUCUCAAGUUCCCAUUUCGCUCUCAUGCUGCCUCUCCCACUGCUCUGUGAUCUGUGCACAUCUUUUUCUCACUUUCGCUUCAUUCUUUUACCUCUUUCCCAUCAGUAAGCAGCUGCUACAUCAGUUUGCUCUUUUUGUAAUGUCUCCCCUUUGCGUUGCCUAACAGUCACCGGCCCUCAGCAUGGAUAUUGGAGGACUGACCACAGUGGUAGCUAACUCUGCUUACAUCAAUGCUCGUGGAAGCAUCGAUGGCACCAGCACCGCAGCAGCCCGGGAUAAGAAGUACCACUCUCGCCUCAAACUGCCCCACAUCACCGUGUGCGAGCACCUGCGGGAUACCCUGGAUUUGGCCUUUGACACCGUCUGCGUGGAACAGCCUAUAGGCAAACGCCUCUUUAAGGAAUUCCUGGAUUCGAACGCGGAGCACCACGGGGCUUGCCGCUUGUGGAAGGACAUCGAGGGAUACGACCUGGCGGAGGACUCUGACAGAGCAAAGAAGGCCUCAAAGAUCGUCGAGCGCUACAUGGACCCCGCCGCCAAACACUACUGCUCGUUCCUGUCAGAGGACAUCGUAGCUAAGGUGAAGGAAAGCCAGGGAGCUGCGGGCGACGAUUUGUUUGCUGCGGCGAUGGCCUCAACGCUGGACUUUCUGCGGGAGGCGCCCUACGCCACCUUCCUGGAGAGCUUGUUUCUGAAAAGGUAUCUGCAGUGGAAGUGGCUGGAGAUGCAGCCCAUGGACGCGGACUGGUUCCUAGACUUCCGUGUGCUGGGGAAAGGUGGCUUUGGGGAGGUGUCUGCCUGUCAGAUGAAAGCCACGGGAAAGUUGUACGCCUGUAAGAAACUCAACAAGAAGAGGCUGAAGAAGAGGAAAGGCUAUGAGGGAGCGACGGUGGAGAAGAGGAUUCUUGAGAAGGUUCACAGUCGCUUCAUUGUGUCAUUGGCGUACGCCUUCCAGACAAAGGAGGAACUUUGUCUGGUCAUGACCAUCAUGAAUGGAGGAGAUCUCAAGUACCACAUCUACCUGGUGGAUGAGAACAACCCGGGCUUUGAGGAGACAAGAGCCUGUUUUUACAUCGCUCAGAUCAUCCAAGGCUUGGAGCACCUCAACCAGAAAAGAAUCAUCUACAGGGAUCUCAAACCCGAAAAUGUGCUCCUAGAUAACGACGGGAAUGUGCGCAUCUCUGACCUGGGUCUUGCCGUGGAGCUGAAAGAAGGCAAAACACUGACCAAAGGAUAUGCUGGGACUCCAGGCUACAUGGCUCCAGAGAUGCUGAAAGGAGAGAAGUACGACUUUUCAGUCGACUACUUCACUCUGGGAGUGACGCUGUUUGAGUUCAUGGCUGCCAAGAACCCGUUCAGAAACCGGGGGGAGAAGGUUGAGCGCGACGAGAUGAAAGAGCGCAUGCUCACCAGGGUCGUUACCUAUCCGGAUAAUUUCAGUGAGCACGCGCAGGCGCUCUGUGACGGGCUGCUGGCCAAAGAGGUUGAUAAGAGGAUGAGUUUUAAGAACGGAUGCUGUGAUGAGAUCAGAGCUCACCCAUUUUUCAGGGACAUCAACUGGAGGAAACUGAAUGCAGGUAUUGUGCCUCCUCCGUUCGUCCCCGACCCUAAAGUGGUGUACGCCAAGAGCCUGGAUGAUGUCGGGGCUUUCUCCUCAGUGAAGGGAGUCGGAUUGGACGACUCCGACAAGACCAUUUUUGAUGAGUUUUCCUCGGGCAACAUUGCGAUUCCCUGGCAGGAGGAGAUGAUCGAAACGGGCAUUUAUGGAGAGCUCAACAUCUGGGGUCCUCGCGGCGGCGUCCCAAACGAUCUCCGCAGGGAGUCGAUCCUCGAGCAGCCAAAGUCAUCAACCUGCUGCAUAUCAUAGUCAUUGAAACACCUUGAAAAUACGUAAAGCACACAUACAGACGGACAUGUGCUUCUGUAGAGUGUAUGCCAUUUAAUAGAAAGAGCUUUUUUCUUUAUGAGUUUAUGCUCCUUAGUUUUUACUAUCAGCAGCUUAAUGAACUUCUGCUGUUAAAAUACCAAAAGCUGCAUUGUCAGAUGUUUCAUAAUUGCUGACAAAAAAGCACAGCAGAUAGGUUAUUUUGGUCCUGUUGUCAUGAGUCAACUCAGAUUUUGUUUACAACAAAACAUUUUACUUUAAAAAAAAAAACAUUGUUGAAUGAAUCAGAAAUCAACUGUAUGAAAAGGUGCUGGCAAAUAAAAGAGCUUGUUCAAAUUAAAA